Lasiodiplodia theobromae is the source of this 1011-nucleotide messenger RNA. RefSeq names its product Transaldolase protein. Lineage: Eukaryota; Fungi; Ascomycota; Dothideomycetes; Botryosphaeriales; Botryosphaeriaceae. Gene Ontology annotation, cellular component: intracellular anatomical structure. Gene Ontology annotation, molecular function: transaldolase activity. Gene Ontology annotation, biological process: pentose-phosphate shunt, non-oxidative branch; carbohydrate metabolic process. The transcript is spliced from 3 exons. The coding region runs from base 1 to 1011 and encodes 336 amino acids. The record is from RefSeq and is a predicted model, not a curated record.
AUGGCAUCUCAAACUCUCCUCGACGUCCUGCGCUCGCGCACCGCGGUUGACUGCGAUACCCUCGACGCCUCCGUCGCCGCAGAGCUGGGGCCCUUCGUCGACUGCACCUCCAACCAGGCAAUUGCGUGCUCUGAGCUCCAGGAAGACCGGCAUAAAGACCUCCUGAAGAAGGCUGCCACUCUCGCCAAAGAUGCGAGCCCCAAAUACCCCGGUGUGAAGCUUGAGACGCUGGCAGUCGAGAUUGCCAUGAUCCUGCUCGCCCUCCAAGUCUACCCGCACCUCACCGGCUUCGUGCACAUCCAAGCCAACCCCUUCGACGCCUACAACACGGCGGCAACCGUCGCCGGCGCCCGCCGCAUCGUCUCGCUCUUCAAAGACGUCGACUCUGCUUUCGACACCACCCGCAUCUGCAUCAAGAUCGCCAGCACCUGGGAGGGCCUCCAGGCCUGCCGCCAGCUCGAAGCCGAACACAACAUCCGCACCCUCGCCACCACCCUCUUCACCCUCGAGCAGGCCGCCCUCGCCGCAGAGGUCGGCUGCCGCUACAUCGCGCCCUACGUCAACGAGCUGCGCGUGCACUUUGACAAGUCCUACACCGACCCCUCCCCCAACCUCCCCCUCUGCGCCACCAUCCAACGCUACUACACCGCCCACUCCCUCCCCACGCAAGUCCUCCCCGCCAGCCUCACCAGCGCCGCCGAGUGCAUGCAGCUGGCCGGCGUGCACCACAUCACCGUCGCCCCCGCCCUGCUGCGCGAGCUGGCCGCCACGAAGACGGGAGAUGACACGCCCGCCGCGAAGGCGCAUUCGCUGUUCGACGACGCGUCGGCCGCGCACGCGCCUGUGCCGCCGAAGCUGAGUUAUGCGGGUGAUGAGGCGGGGUGGAGGAUGGCGCUGACGAGGGCGGGGAAGGGGAGGGAGGAGGGGAAGUUGGUGUAUGCUAUCAAUACGUUUUGUGAUAUGCAGGUUGCGUUGGAGAAGGCGUUGAAGGGGGUGAUUGCUGCGCUGUGA